This is a messenger RNA of Elaeis guineensis (African oil palm), 1784 nucleotides long. RefSeq lists its product as uncharacterized. NCBI's taxonomy places the organism in Eukaryota, Viridiplantae, Streptophyta, Magnoliopsida, Arecales, Arecaceae. The record is from RefSeq and is a predicted model, not a curated record. Gene Ontology annotation, cellular component: cytoplasm. Gene Ontology annotation, biological process: biosynthetic process. Gene Ontology annotation, molecular function: pyridoxal phosphate binding; L-kynurenine:2-oxoglutarate transaminase activity.
CAAUUGCAAACAUCUGAUUGGCAAGUGCUCAUAGUCUCACACCGUCCUGCCUGUUGACUCAAAUUUUGUAGCCACCCGAACUCCGGAAGAGGUGGAAGAGGUGGCGGGCGCAUUCACGGCGGCGGCGGAUUCCGCGCGCCCCACAAAAGGAAGGUGCAAAGGCCCCAUGUUGCUCUCCGCCUCCCUCUCCUCCUCCGACCGUGUGAUGUUAUUGAGGCCCUUCUCCACCUUCCGACCCGCUCUUCUGUCCUCCUCCCUCUCCAAAACCCGGACCCUUCGAUCCUUUGCUUGGCCUUCUACGAAGCCUACCCUCAUGGCUUCCAUUUCCACCGCUUCCACUGAGAAAGGGGCUUCUUCUACCGACCAAGAACCACAAAAGCAGCUGCAGCCACCGGCUCGGCCGCUACAGGUUGCUAAGCGUCUGGAGAAAUUCAAGACCACUAUCUUCACUCAGAUGAGCAUGCUUGCCAUCAAACACGGAGCAAUAAACCUGGGCCAGGGAUUCCCAAACUUUGACGGUCCUAAUUUUGUUAAAGAAGCAGCUAUUCAGGCUAUAAGAGAGGGGAAAAAUCAAUAUGCAAGGGGUCAUGGAAUUUCUGAUUUCAAUUCUGCCAUUGCUGCCAGGUUCAGGAAAGACACUGGCCUUGAAGUGGAUCCAGAAAAGGAAGUGACUGUCACAUGUGGGUGCACUGAAGCAAUAGCUGCAACCAUGCUAGGUCUGAUCAAUCCUGGUGAUGAAGUGAUACUUUUUGCUCCAUUUUAUGAUUCUUAUGAAGCCACUCUGUCAAUGGCUGGUGCCAAAAUAAAGUGCAUUACCCUUCGCCCUCCAGACUUCUCAGUCCCAGUUGAUGAGCUCAAGUCUGCAAUCUCAAAGAACACCCGUGCGGUACUGAUAAACACACCACACAAUCCCACUGGAAAAAUGUUUACUAGGGAGGAACUUGAAUUGAUUGCUACUCUCUGCAUAGAAAAUGAUGUGUUAGUUUUUACAGAUGAAGUUUAUGAUAAGCUGGCAUUUGAAGCUGAACAUAUUUCCAUGGCUUCUCUUCCGGGUAUGUAUGAGAGGACGGUGACCAUGAACUCUCUAGGGAAGACAUUCUCCUUGACCGGAUGGAAGAUUGGGUGGGCUAUAGCACCAGAACAUUUAACUUGGGGUGUGAGGCAAGCACACUCAUUCCUCACAUUUGCCACAUCAACUCCAAUGCAGUGGGCAGCUGCAACAGCUCUGCGGGCACCGGAUAGUUACUAUGAGGAACUGAAGAGAGAUUACAUGGCAAAAAAAGCAAUACUGGUGGAAGGAUUAGAAGCUGUAGGAUUUGUCGUCUACCCAUCAAGUGGAACCUACUUCAUAGUAGUGGAUCACACUCCGUUUGGGUUAGAAAAUGAUGUGGCCUUCUGUGAGUACUUGAUUCAAGAAGUGGGUGUGGUCGCAAUUCCAACCAGUGUCUUCUACCUCAACCCUGAGGAAGGAAAGAACUUGGUGAGAUUCACCUUUUGUAAGGAUGAGGACACUCUGAAGGCUGCAGUUCACAGGAUGAAGCAGAGGCUGAGGAAGAUAUAAGCAGAGUUGCUUUUAUUUGCUCAGCAUCGAUAGCUGAAUGCCACAAGAAUAUGUUGUGGUUUAGUUAUUGUAGUUAGGACUAGGCCGAUGGCUCCAGAUAAGGAGUGGCUUAAUGAAUCUGGAGCAUCUGUUGCUGAUUUUUGUUGCAGAUUUUAAAUUGCUCUUAUGAACUGCUAGUAUGAAGAUUUGGAAUAAAAAAUGCUCACUUUUAUGCUUUUCAGUC